GCAGAACCCAAACCCAGCCUGAACCAACCCAACCCACUCCAACCCAGUUGGAACCGACCCGCUCCAACCCAGCCUGAACCAACCCACCCCAUUCAGAACCGAACCGACCCACGGCAGAACCCAAACCCAGCCUGAAGCGACCCAACCUGCUCCAACCCAGCCUGAACCAACCCGACCUGCUCCACCCCAUUCGGAACCAACCCACUCCAACCCAGUUGGAACCGACCCGCUCCAGCCCAGCCUGAACCAACCCACCCCAUUCAGAACCGAACCGACCCACGGCAGAACCCAAACCCAGCCUGAAGUGACGCGACCCGCUCUGCCCCACUCGGAACCGACGCGCUCCAUCCCGCUCUCAGCUCCGGCCAUGUCGGCCCCACGCGGCUUCCAGUUCGCCAUUGACCGCGGCGGGACGUUCACCGACGUCUUCGCUCGUUGCCCCGACGGCAGCGUCAGGGUCCUCAAACUGCUCUCCGAGGACCCCAAGUACGACGACGCGCCCACCGAGGGCAUCCGGAGGGUGCUGAGAGAGGUGGGGGCCGAAACCCCCUCCCCAAAAACACCCCCGGUUCUGUGGGACCCCCAUGGGACCCCCAACACGCCAUGGAGCCCUUAUAGGAACACCAGGAAUGUCCUCUAUGAGACCCCCCCCCCCAAAAGACCCCCUAGGGGACCCCCCAGCAGCCCAUGGAGCCCCCUAUAG
This is a messenger RNA of Lagopus leucura (white-tailed ptarmigan), 703 nucleotides long. RefSeq names its product 5-oxoprolinase, ATP-hydrolysing (gene OPLAH). NCBI's taxonomy places the organism in Eukaryota, Metazoa, Chordata, Aves, Galliformes, Phasianidae. Gene Ontology annotation, molecular function: 5-oxoprolinase (ATP-hydrolyzing) activity. Gene Ontology annotation, cellular component: cytosol. Bases 368 to 703 code for a protein of 111 amino acids. The record is from RefSeq and is a predicted model, not a curated record. The transcript is spliced from 2 exons. Gene Ontology annotation, biological process: glutathione metabolic process.